AGUCAAGUCCUCCACUGCAAGACAGCAGCUUCUCCUGAUAAAAAACUUCCACUUAUUCCUUGCUCCUCUCUCAGUGCAGUGGUCUUUGCUUCUCUGCGUACCAUUUGCACCAAAAUGGCCAUAAAUGCCAACUUAUCUCCUCUGCCACUGCCAUUGUUGAGUCUCAUCCUUCUUUCGAGCUGCUUAGUCUGCUCGGCAUUCACGUCAAAAGACUACUCCGAUGCCCUUGAGAAGUCCAUCCUCUUCUUCGAGGGCCAGAGGUCCGGGAAGUUGCCCUCUAACCAGCGGCUUACCUGGAGGGGCGAUUCCGCCCUAUCUGACGGCUCGUCUUAUCAUGUGGACUUGACAGGGGGGUACUAUGACGCUGGAGACAAUGUGAAGUUUGGGUUGCCGAUGGCUUUCACGACCACAUUGCUUGCGUGGAGCGUGAUAGAGUUUGGGAGCUCGAUGCAGGGCCAAAUCGAGAAUGCCAGGGCUGCUGUCCGUUGGAGCGCUGAUUAUCUCCUCAAAGCAGCCACCGCAACUCCAGGCACCUUAUAUGUUCAAGUGGGAGACCCGAACAUGGACCACAAGUGCUGGGAGAGGCCAGAGGACAUGGAUACGCCAAGAAAUGUGUACAAGGUGUCGACCCAAAAUCCGGGAUCUGAUGUGGCGGCUGAGACUGCAGCAGCCCUUGCUGCAGCCUCCAUCGUGUUCAAGGACUCUAACCCUUCUUAUUCUGCAAAAUUGCUCGAGACUGCCAAGAAAGUCUUUGAUUUUGCGGACAAAUAUCGUGGAUCCUACAGCGACUCCCUCAACUCCAUUGUGUGCCCAUUUUAUUGCUCCUACUCAGGAUACCAAGAUGAGCUUCUCUGGGGAGCGUCAUGGAUUCAUCGAGCUUCACAGGACAGCUCCUACCUGACCUACAUUCAGUCCAACGGCCACACGAUGGGAGCAGAUGAUGAUGUCUUCUCAUUCAGCUGGGACGACAAGAGGGCUGGCACGAAAAUCCUCCUCUCCAAGGACUUUUUAGAGAAAAAUUCGGAAGAAUUUCAGCUGUAUAAGGCACACUCCGACAGAUACAUAUGCUCUCUGAUUCCCGGGGCCUCUGGUUUCAGUGCUCAAUAUACUCCAGGGGGACUUCUAUACAAGCAAAGUGAGAGCAACCUCCAAUAUGUGACCACCGCAUCAUUCCUCACCUUGGUUUAUGCAAAGUACUUGACAUCCAACGGAAAAGCCGGCGUCUCCUGCGGGGCCUCAACAAUCACGGCGGAGCAGCUCAUCUCCCAGGCCAAGAAGCAGGUAGACUACAUCCUUGGAGACAACCCCGCGAAGAUGUCCUACAUGGUGGGGUUCGGUCCCAAGUACCCGCAGCAUAUCCACCACAGGGGCUCUUCUGUCCCCUCUGUCCGGGACCACCCCGACCGCAUCCCCUGCAGCACUGGGUUCCAGUACCUCUACUCAGGCUCGGCCAACCCAAACAUUCUAGUUGGGGCCAUAGUCGGCGGACCCGACAACAGCGACAACUUUGCAGAUGAUCGGAACAAUUACCAGCAAUCGGAGCCCGCCACAUAUAUCAACGCUCCGUUUGUUGGUGCCCUCGCGUUCUUAUCAGGCCAAAGUUCGGCAGGCCAUUAAGGCUUUGUCUUCCUAUUCCUACUUCUUCAUUGCUUAAGCUUAUUUUCAUUCCCCAUGGAAAGGCUCCAUUGGAGUGAAUGUGGAAACAAAAAAGUAUCUUCCAGCUUACAUUGUUGGGCUAGCCAUAACAGAGCUAGAAAUUAUUAUGGAAAAUUUACGGGGGCUGCAUAACGGCUUAUUCACGGGUAACUUGUUAUGUAAUAGAAAUUCUGAUCAGUUGUCAAUCUCGGAAUCUA
Molecule: messenger RNA, 1853 nt
Organism: Punica granatum (pomegranate)
Lineage: Eukaryota; Viridiplantae; Streptophyta; Magnoliopsida; Myrtales; Lythraceae
Source: RefSeq, a predicted model, not a curated record